CACACAUAUAUAUAUAUAUAUAGGACUACACAGGUUAAGAUAUAGUACACAUUCAUUCAGUGGAGGUUUUUAAUUGGAGGUUAUGUAACAUUCAGAUUAUAGAGUGACAUAGAAAUAUGGGUGGCAGUCCCUCGUUUCCAAUUUCACCGAUCGCGAAAGAUCGAAUUUUUAUAAUAACAGGAGCGAAUACCGGAAUUGGGUAUGAGAUUGCUAAAUGGUCUGCCAUGAUGGGAGCCACUGUGAUCCUAGCUUGCCGGUCAGAGGACAGAGCAAGAAAAGCUAUGGAGACGAUGCAAGAGGAAUUUAAAACUGAAAAAGCAAAAGGAACAAUGGGUUUAACUGAUAGUCCGAUACUUGCUAUUGAAUUCAUGAAACUGGACCUUGCAUCGUUUCAGUCAGUGGUAGAAUUUUGCGAAGAAUUUAAGAAAAGUGGUCGUCAGCUUCAUGUGUUGUUUUGUAAUGCGGGUCUCGGUUUCGGUUCUUAUAAACAAACUGGAGACGGACUUGAAAUAAUGUUGCAGGUUAAUUACCUGAGUCAUUUUAUCAUCAUUGCCAAACUAUUGUCAAUAAUGCGACGGUCUGGAUCGGACUGUCGUAUUGUACUUACGUCCAGUAGCGCUCAUAAAGGUGGGACAUUUGACUUGGCAACAAUGAAUUAUACUGGCACUGCCGGAAACUUUCCAGGGUUGAAUUACUACGGACGGUCAAAACUGUAUCAAAUUAUGCAAGCUUUUGCUAUGUCACGUCGUCUCAAAGACUCAAACGUUACCAUCAACAGCAUGCAUCCUGGCUUUGUAGACUCGGAGCUUUUUAGGGAUGCUGACACAUGCAUUGAGAAAUGUUGUCUUAGGUGUUUUCGAACUUGUGGAGUCAUGAAAAAUACGUUAGAAGGAGCCACCACCGGCAUUGACCUAGCUACAAAUCCUAAGCACACCGGGGUUUCAGGCCACUAUUGGGCGAGCUGUAAGGUCACAACGCAAUCUAGUACGUCACGGGACGAGCAAAAACAGGAGAAAUUGUGGAAAGAAACUUUCCCCUUCAUUCAAAAGUACCUGACGGAAGAGGAGAUUACAUAUCUGGAGGAAAAAUCUCAGGACCAUUUGCGUUUGGAGAUCUAGGAAUCUAUGGAAAUAUGUUGUUGGAGAAUAUUAAUGUGUUACACUGCGGGCAAGCCUUUUAAAGUUUACAUGUACUUUCAUUUUUAUAUAUGUUCUUUUUUAUAUUGAUACCGGCUUUGAAAAAUACAAAACUUAGGUGCAUUUAGUGGUACGCUUCUUCAAGGAUGUUGUAUGUGAACUGUAUGGCAGAUACAAAAUACAAUGAAACCGGAAGGAAAAAAGAAAGCCAAUGUAACUAGCAAAGAUGAAGAAAUCUGUUUUUCCAAAUUGUAUAAAUGUAUGUUCUUGUGUAUUAAGAAAUCUUUGCCUGGCUAUCAGCUUUAAUAUA
Mercenaria mercenaria is the source of this 1446-nucleotide messenger RNA. RefSeq names its product retinol dehydrogenase 14-like. The record is from RefSeq and is a predicted model, not a curated record. Bases 117 to 1118 code for a protein of 333 amino acids. Lineage: Eukaryota; Metazoa; Mollusca; Bivalvia; Venerida; Veneridae. The transcript is spliced from 2 exons.